This is a messenger RNA of Belonocnema kinseyi, 2553 nucleotides long. RefSeq lists its product as uncharacterized. The record is from RefSeq and is a predicted model, not a curated record. The transcript is spliced from 3 exons. NCBI's taxonomy places the organism in Eukaryota, Metazoa, Arthropoda, Insecta, Hymenoptera, Cynipidae. Bases 1384 to 2289 code for a protein of 301 amino acids.
GAAGGCGAUUAAAAAAUUGUAUGUUGCGGCGCCAUUGCGUCAGGUCGCUUUCGGAACGCGUGCGUAGAUGUGGAUUGGCGCGCAUGAAUUUGAGCGUAACGUAUGACAUUACGAUACAUAGUAAAAAAAGGCCACACGUGUGUGACUCCGCGGGAGGGAAAUUUGAAAAAAGUGUCGUGUCGAAGUGGGUGUGCACAAAGUCAAAAAGUGACGACACGGAAUUAAUUUUUUAUACUCAACUAAGCUUAUUACAGAAUAUAUAGUUGUAGAACCGUGGAUCCAAACCAGCGGAAUGUGGCACGAGAAUCAUCAUUCUUAUCUUCACCAACAUCAUCAUCUUCAUUCUUUUUUUCUUCUUCAUCACCAUCAUUAACAGCUUCCUUACUGCUGUAACGGAUGAAGAAGUGGCCUCGUGAUAAAGUUAAUAUUAUUUGAGGAUGAUGAUUUAUCAAGCUCAGAGAAGAAUGCAGCACCGAGAGUGGAGAUACACCUAGCAGACAGGAGCAAGAUUAAUUGGCAGGAUCCUGGAAGCAAUGCCGACUAGGUACUCGAGUGGAGGAGAAAAGAGUAGACCGGCGUUGCAGCCCCCUUAAGAGACGAAAGAUUUGUUCGCUUUGUUGCCUCUGAUAUCCACCUACUAAACGAAUGAGAACUCGGUACGAUCAAAAAGAAACAUCGAAUAUGAAAGUGCAGAUCAAUUAAAGUUAACGAGCCAAGAUUAUAGAAAAAAUGACAAUCGAUUCGGAUUGGCUAGGUAUUCCGGACACUGUUGCUUUCUUUUACACGAGAGUUCAUUCAAUGAUCUGGAAGAAUCGGUGAUGUGAUCGCAAACAUUGACGAUUAUCGAUCGAGAUGGCGGUGUUGGUUUGUAGCAACUCGUUGAGCCCGGGUACAUAGAUUCGGACCAAUAGAACUACUUGGUGCCAUACCCGGUUUAAAAGAACAGAUAGGUAUUAAACCUAAUAUCAAACAUUCUCGUCCUCUCUAAAAACCAAGUCCAUUUAUUCGGGGAUCAACUGACUAGAAACUGAAGCGCAGUUACAAUUGUCAACGCGUUUCUUAAUACUAGCUACAUUAUACGGGUGCCAAACUCGAUACCAAAGAAAAUAUCGGUAUCAAAUUCAGUAUCAAAAAAGAUAUAUUAUUUGACAUACGAGAUUCAGUUGGCGAGGUUCUAAAAUGUAGGGAACAGACUUAGAUUUAGUGAUAAUCAGGUUCGAGUUCGUAACUCAGAGAAAUCAUUUCUCUGUUGAUUAUCAUACUUGUCCUAGUGUUGAGAGUCCAAAGUUUACUUGAAUUUCUGUAUCUACUUUUGCAUUGCAUAAAUUUUGCUAUAUGACAUGUGACCCGUAAAGCUUCGCCUCGAGUAUUCAGCGUCGAGUAAUGCUGAAGCAUAUCCUGACGGGGCAGCCGUCAUCCGCGGGCUCCAGACAUCAUCAUAAUGAUUACCAAACAUCUGGUGCACUGCCUUUGUCCGGCAACUUGCACCAGCUUCACCAAGAUCAUAAUCAUUUGAGCGGACGUAACACACGCAACGGAAGUGACGUAUACGAUUCGGUAGUUCAUCCAACUGCCCAGCGACCUACAGGACCACAGUUCCAUCAGCCAACUGCAACUACUCCCUCAUCGGGAUACCGGCAUCCCCUUAACCACUCACAAUUGAGCGUAAAUAAUCUUUCUCAAAGGUUAAAUUAUACACAAAACUCCCAUACUCUUAACCUAUCAACCCUCUCGACGUCAAAGCAUUCUGUGAACAGCGCCAGUCCCGUUGUUGGAGGAAAUGAUAACAUUGGUAGUGCUGGGGCCCAUACAUUAAUGUCCCAUGGGAACCAAGAGAAGCCAAAAAUCAAUGGAGGAUUGGGCAUCUCUAGGAUAUCAAAGCUGCCCAAUCAACCUACGCCGUCACCUAGUUCUGUCCAAGUCCAACCUAUUAUCCAAGUGUCUUCAGGACCGAAUAUUUUACCCUUGAAUAAUUCCUGGUCUACUACAUUUUCCAGGAGCAAGAUACAAGAGACAGGUGUCAAAGAGAUGCUAACCAGUUUAGGAUUAUUGUGUCUCGUUUCUUUAUUAUUGGCUUUGCUAUCCUUGACGUUCUUACUCAAGAUUUCGCCUAUUACUGCGGCCACAAGUACGUUGAUUAGUCCUGAGGAGUAUGCUAUUGUCUAUCAAGUUACUCUAGCACUGUGCGCUCUGGCACUGUCUCUAAAUCUGUGUUGUCUGCUCGUCUGCGCCAUUCAAUUCCUGUUUGCUGUUAAGCUCGUGAGGUCUUCAUAUCAAGGAAAUCGGUGAGUUUCUUAAAUUAAAUAUUCUAGUAAACCGAAACUAGAACCUGAUGAAUUUACGCUUACAUCGUAAAGGAUUUAUCCUAAUUAUAUAAUGAUAAGAAUUUAAAAAAUAAACAACAGAAAAUGCUUAAAACAUAUUGCAGUGUGACCGCCUUUAGAAGUUAAAAUUAAGAUUUUCUUUUUUAAUGAUAGUAAUAUCUUUUUGUAGCUGAUAGUACUACAUCAGAAUAAAUAGAUGUAAUACACUACGUUGAGAAUACGUAUUUUC